Brachypodium distachyon (stiff brome) is the source of this 1766-nucleotide messenger RNA. Its product is annotated as putative F-box protein PP2-B12. The transcript has 3 exons. The record is from RefSeq and is a predicted model, not a curated record. Gene Ontology annotation, molecular function: protein binding. NCBI's taxonomy places the organism in Eukaryota, Viridiplantae, Streptophyta, Magnoliopsida, Poales, Poaceae. Bases 254 to 967 code for a protein of 237 amino acids.
CCUCAAAUCCUCCGAUACGUUCCAAUCCCGCCCAUCCCCAAACGUCCAACGAAACAGCGAACAGGCCGGGCGGCAUUUUUCAAAUCAAUCUUGGGCUGUAUCGGUGCCUUGGCCUUCCAAUCCGCCUCUAUCUCCCUCCUUAAAUUCCACCCCGCGCAGCCGCAGGUCACAAAUCCACAUAUCCGCACGCGUUCGAAUCGAUCGACAGAAACAACAACCACGAAUUGGAUCGACAGGAUUCCCAAUUCCCCACAUGGAGAUCGAGAGGCUGCCGGAGGAGCUCCUCAUGGAGGUGAUCUCCCGCACUUCGCCUCAGGACGCCUGCCGCGCCGCCGCCGUCUCCCAGUCCCUCCGCGCCGCCGCCGAUUCCGACGCCGUCUGGUCCCGCUUCCUGCCCCGUGACCUCCCUCGGCUCGCCGAAAACGAGAUCCCCUCCGCGCCGCUGUCCAGCAAGGGCCUCUUCCAACGCCUCGUCGCCCUGCCCGCCCUUCUCCCAGGCGAACUCGUGAGCAUGCGCCUGGACAGGGCAACCGGCGCCAAAUGCCACACGCUUUCCGCGAGAGCGCUCAACAUUUCCUGGGGAGAUACCCCGUACUACUGGCGCUGGAUCCACGUCGAUGUCGACGAUUACUGGUUCUCAGAGGCUGCUGAACUCCUGCAUGUGUGUUGGUUGGAGAUCCGUGGCAGGAUACCGAGCAAGAUGUUGUCUAAGAACACAGAGUACACGGCUCGCAUCGUGUUCAAGCUAACAGACGAUACACGUUGUCUGGAUCACCCGUUCCAGGACGCGUCGGUCAGUGUUGGAGGGAGCGAAUCAACCCGGCAUGUUUGCCUCCAGGCCCGUGCCAACGAGGAUGUAGAUGCCGUUGCAGCGGGGCGCCUCGGUAUCAAUUCUUUUUGCCACCAGCUAGUUGGAUAUCUCCUAGCACGGUUACUCCUGGGCCUGGACACGAGGAUGGCGUGCUGAUCCCUCGAAGAAGGGCCGACGGUCGGAUGGAGGUGGAGCUUGGUAGCUUCUGCCCUAGUUUUGAAAACCGGACCUGUGAUCGAACCGACGAAGCUCUCGGUUCAGGUUUAUCCGGUCGAACCGCCGGUUCACCGAUUGAACCAGUCUGGUUUUUUAUCUCUAACAAAAACAAGUUCCCUAACCAAAACAGGCCCAAUGGCUCAUAUAGAUUAAGAAAUGAUAUUCCGUCUAUGGCCAACGAACGAAGCUAGCCCAACUGGCUUCCAGGCCCAGCAAGCAGGCGAGAUAGCCCUUGGCGCAAUAUUAUUUCCUUCGGGAUUUCCCACUGAACCGGCGGCUCAACUGUUCGGAUGGGCCCGUUUGGCUAGACGGUCCACGCUUAACAGACCGGCCAGGCCUCCGGUUCCGGUUUUUUCUGGUUCAACCGGCGGACCGGUCCGGUUUUUAAAACUAGGGUUUCUAAAAUGAGAGGGUGAUGAUGGUGAGGUAUCCAUCAGCUUGAAGGAGAUCGAAGCAAGGACUGCGAAGAAUGGUUUUAUUGUGCGGGCUAUCGAGAUUACAACUAAGCAACAAGCCUGAUGUGAGCUCGUAGACCUACCUAUAUGUGUGGACCAUCCAAAUUGAAGUUAAGAGACUUUGUCAGAGCUGUUUGGAUGGGUUUUGGGAAGCAUCAUCUGCAAGCAGACAUGUGUUUUUGUUGUUUUGGGGGCAUUCGGCUUCAGAGUAGACGGAAUGAUAUAUUUCAUGGUUGUAAAUCAGAUGUUUUCCCGUAUUCCUUAAUUAGUUUUUUUUUCUUGCA